AGCGACCAUCUCACAGCUUCGAGAAGAUCUGAAGAGGUUCUUGCUUCAACAGUGAUUGAACGGAACUUCGAUCUCGGCGAACAGCUUACUUCAUAUUUAUUUUAUUUUUUUACGAACAUUUUGAUAAUAAAACGACAAAAAAUCCGCCGAAAUGGAUUCUCAGAUUCGUCAGAACUACGACCGCGACUGCGAGGCUUUGAUCAACAAGAUGGUGAAUUUGGAGCUGUAUGCUGGAUACACCUACACCUCCAUGGCUUUCUACUUCCAACGGGAUGACGUCGCACUUCCUGGUUUUGCCAAGUUCUUCAAGAAGAACAGCGAGGAGGAGCGUGAGCAUGCUGAGAAGUUCAUGGAGUUCCAGAACAAGAGGGGAGGACGCAUUGUGCUUCAGGACGUAAAGAAACCUGAGCGCGACGAGUGGGACAAUGGACUGACUGCUAUGCAGUGUGCUCUUCAGCUGGAGAAGAACGUCAACCAGGCUCUGCUGGAUCUGCACAAGGUCGCCUCUGAGAAGGGAGACCCUCAUCUGUGUGACUUCCUGGAGACUCACUACCUGGAUGAGCAGGUUGAGGCCAUCAAGAAACUUGGAGACCACAUCACCAACCUUACCAAGAUGGAUGCUGGAAACAACAGGAUGGCCGAGUACCUGUUUGACAAGCACACCCUGGAUGGAGGCAGCAGCUAAAUGCAGCCCUCAUGUCAUGCAUGAUGCAAAACAUCCAGCUAUACUGCAUGCAUUUAAAAAAAAAAAAAUCAAUAUUGUCAUGCAGCUCUAAUGCUAGUUUUUAGGCUUUGAGAGGCUAAAGGGUUAACAAGUAUACGAUUCUGGCUCUCGUUGAUCAUGUGGGUUUUUUUUUUUUUUUUUUUUUUUUGUUUCAUGUACACUAAUUGGUUUUAACCAAGUGAAUUUGCAGAAUAAACAUUUUUGGCUGGA
Puntigrus tetrazona (Sumatra barb) is the source of this 934-nucleotide messenger RNA. Its product is annotated as ferritin, middle subunit-like. The transcript has 4 exons. NCBI's taxonomy places the organism in Eukaryota, Metazoa, Chordata, Actinopteri, Cypriniformes, Cyprinidae. Gene Ontology annotation, molecular function: ferrous iron binding; ferric iron binding. The coding region runs from base 152 to 685 and encodes 177 amino acids. Gene Ontology annotation, cellular component: cytoplasm. Gene Ontology annotation, biological process: intracellular iron ion homeostasis; iron ion transport. The record is from RefSeq and is a predicted model, not a curated record.